Messenger RNA from Acipenser ruthenus (sterlet), 3479 nucleotides. RefSeq names its product notum pectinacetylesterase 2 (gene notum2). The transcript is spliced from 12 exons. Gene Ontology annotation, molecular function: hydrolase activity. NCBI's taxonomy places the organism in Eukaryota, Metazoa, Chordata, Actinopteri, Acipenseriformes, Acipenseridae. Bases 238 to 1707 code for a protein of 489 amino acids. The record is from RefSeq and is a predicted model, not a curated record.
CACUUGAUGGACAUGGCUGGAUGGUGUGCAUUUCAUUGAUGAGUUUUAGAGCCUGGGCUCGUGAUCUCCUUUACUGAUCGACGCGUCACUCUACAGCUAUCCCAAAGAUAUGCAAGCCAGUUUCAAAUAGCCUGCCUUUGCAUCCACGUUCAUCUCCAGCCCAGGAGUCACUAUACCCUCCUGGCUCCCUUGGGAAUUGGGCUUUUACCACCCAGGCUGAAGAUAAAGUUAUUUGCAAUGAAAAUCCUGAGUCAUGUGGUCAUCCUGCUUCUGCUGGGGGAAGCAGUCUCCCAGAACAAGCGCAAUUCAAAGUCCAACAGCAAGGUACCAAAUCAGGGCAAGAAAACAAUGAGCCCUGCUGGUGAGCCUGGACCUGCGGCAUCCAAUGAUGACACCUUCCCUGUUGAAUCCUCAUCAGUGGAAGACAGUAAGGACCCCAUGGUCUACCAGUUAACAAAUUCGAAUGACGACAUGAAACUCUAUUACCUGAAGAACACUCAAGUAACCUGCAAUGAUGGAACAACAGCCGGGUUUUACCUCAGGGAGCAGAAAGGUAGCAGACGAUGGCAGAUAUUUUUAGAAGGUGGUUGGUGCUGCUAUAACAAGGAGACCUGCGAUUCCAGAUACAAAAAUAUCCGGCGUCUCAUGAGCUCAUCAGAAUGGCCACAAACCCGGAAAGGAAGUGGAAUUCUUUCAGCGCAGUCUGAAGAAAACCCCCAUUGGUGGAAUGCCAACACAGUAUUUAUUCCAUACUGUUCAAGCGAUGUGUGGAGUGGAACUUUGUCCAAGUCUCGCCAAGGAAAGGAAACAGCUGAAUAUGCCUUUAUGGGAUCCUUGAUCAUCCGGGAGGUGAUUAAAGAUCUAGUUCCCAAGGGUAUUAAACAAGCCAAGGUGGUCAUGCUGUCCGGAGCAAGUGCUGGAGGUACAGGAGUUCUGCUGAACAUUGAGAAAGUUUCGAGUCUCAUGGAGCAGUUUGGGGCAGACGCACAGGUCCGGGGAUUGGUGGAUUCUGGGUGGUUCUUAGAGAGUAAACAGCAACGAACCACUGAGUGUUCUGAUACUGCCUCUUGCACUCCUGCAGAUACCAUUAAAAAAGGACUCAGAUUAUGGAAUGGUAUCAUCCCAGAGAAGUGCCGACAGCAAUUCAAACGAGGGGAAGAGUGGCAGUGUUUUUUUGGACACAAGCUGUAUUCCUCUUUAACAUCCCCUGUGUUCGUUGUUCAGUGGCUUUUUGAUGAGGAGCAAUUGAGGGUUGAAAACAUUCAGCUUGGAAGCCACUCCCUAACUGAACAUCAGUGGACCUACAUCCAGAAUCUAGGCAGGGAACUGAAAAACUCAUUCCAAGAUGUUAUGGCGGUCUUUGCUCCAGCGUGCCUGUCUCACACAUUGAUUACUAAAAGUAAUUGGUUGGAGUUUAAGGUGAAGGGGACUUCUCUCUCCAGAGCACUGCAGUGCUGGGACAAAAGCCUUGAAGACACCAGCAAGAGCAGCAAGACAUCUGUCAAGGGCUGCCCCUUCCAUCUGAUUGAUAACUGCCAGUGGCCCCAGUGUAACCCCACCUGCCCUGCCCUGGUUGACCACACCACGGGACAGGAGGUCAGCCUGCUACAAGUUCUGUUGGGAAUGGGUCUUGAUCUACAGAAGGUAGCACAGGAGUUGAAAAUGGAAGUCAGUGACCUGCUGGGGAUGAUCAGUAACGGGGGCUAAGAAAGAAUAGGAAGCACCACUAAAUUCAAUGUUAUUGCAGUGGAACGUAAAUAAUCUAAACUGUAGGUUAGGUGGGGUGACCUUUGGGGACACUGAAUUAGCAAAGCACGUAAAACAUUUAGGCCUAUAAGACAAUCACUUCCAUUCCUAGUUCCUCCUCAUUGACACUCUGCCCUCAUUGUAAGGCUAUGAGGAAUUUUCAGCUCAAUGAAAAAAUAUUCAUUAUAUUGCUCUGUGUAGGUCCUGUUAUAGUUUUCUAAAGUGGGUGGGCUGUUGCCAUCUUUCCCCGUCACUUUUACAUUUAGCUUACUCACUGCUGCUACUGAUACUUAUACAGUUUAUUUAUGUUAAGUGAACAUAGCUCAGUGCUUGGGAGAGCAUACUUUUUAGAAAUGCUGACCACAUUCACUAAGAAUAGCUGGGGGCCAUCAGUGGACCACUUUAGAAAAAUACCCAUAGCUUUAUGUUUGAAACAUGGACAGUGGAUUUGCCAUUGACACUUUGGCAGCGUGCCAAAAAUAUCAAACUAGUAAGUCUUCACUAUGGGAAUAUGAGGGAAUACAAGUUACUGUACACUGGUUAACCCUUUUAUGACUACCAAGAGCAAGUAAAAAAAGGAAUAAAGCUACAUAACCAAAUUGCCUCAAUCAAUAGGCUGUCUGCCCUGUGUUGGGAUGUUACAGUACACAAGACAGAUAAAUGUCAAUGAGAUGACACUAAAUGUGCUGUAUUAAAACCUGACAGCAUCCCUUAUGGACAGAUGUUGGAGAAUAACAGCUAUAACCUAUGAAUAUAUUCUUCUAUUACAACGGUAUGUUAACUUAUCUUAUGAACUGUUAUUAUUUUGUAUAUUAAUAGUAGUGCUGAUAUAGUGUUUGUUAAUGUACACUAGCUGCCUUAUAUACAGUAUGUACUAAUUAAUAACCUUAUAAUGUUCACUGAUGGGAUAAAUGUACAGUCUCUACCAUUGUCUGUUGCUGUAGGCAUUCUGCCACGGCACCUGUUGUCAAACUGACUUAUAGUUUAAAACUAUUUAUUGAAUUAACUGCUGCUCCUGCUGCUAUAAUAGAAUAUAAUGAUAACAGUGCAGUAUAACACUUUUUUUUCAUAAUCUGAUUCAUCUGGUUGUGAAAUACUGAAAUGUUAUAAGCACGUCCCGGAUAAUUAUCCCCUGGCAGAUUUAGCAUACCUGGACCUCAAAUUGAAACCAGCUGUAAUCUUUUGUGUUUUAUUUUAAUGAGGUUUUACUAAUUUGCUGUGUUGUAUGUCAUUCUCCUAACCCAGCUGCUCCUGGUGAAGACAAGUAUUGAUUCCUGAAUAGUUAUAAGGGACAGGGGGCAUACUGGUGUUUUCUAACAUGUGUUUAUUUUUUCCUUUGUAAAUAUUUUUUUUUUUUAAAUACACACAAAUUCUUUAUGAUUCUGUUUGCUGACUAGCAGUUUUCUGCAAGGCACUAUCAAAGGUAAAUACAUAUGCAUGGUAAAUUGAGAUUGAAGAAUGUUCUACAGUCGUCAUGGGUAGAUUAAAGCACAAAGUUGAAGUAAGUCUUUUUUUCUAAUAUAAUAAAAGAAACAGUAAACACAUUCAGCCACCAAUCUGUGUCAAUCAGUCCAGAAAACAAGCACAUGCUCAGACUCCACAUGUUAUCGUUAGUUGGAGGGCAUUUAUCGGUCUUAUCUAUUUGUACAUGUAUAUCCAUUUAUAUCAGCUGUCUUGUGGGCAUAUAUGAUGUUGUAUUACAGUAAUUAAAUGUAAACAAAUAUACAAUAAAU